CACGAGAUAACAUCAGGCUUUGUGAAUAGCUACGAUUAUUGCAACCCCCGCGAGGUACCACACAUUACACGCAACGGCAGGCCGGCCUACAAUUCAAGAAACAUGUCUGAGACAUUCCACACCCCAAGUUUUGGUGAGGACUUUGAGAUUCUACCCAUCACUCCUCCCAGGAUGCCAGGCGAGGGUGCUACGCCGGGAAUGAACCCUGCCUCAGCCGUAGGAUACCCUGAACACACCGCUGCUGGUGGUGGAGGAGGAGGGGGUGGUGGGGGUACAGAACCCACCUUUCACACUGCCGGAAGCCCCCAACAGAUGUCCUCCUUGACCUCCCCUCUAAACCCUCAACAAGCUACAAACGUUCCCAGUCCACGGACCUCCACGAAUUCUCCAGUACUGUCACAAGCCCAAUCCCCUGCCCUGAGCCACACCAUGAGCCCUGCAGGAACCUACACAACCUCCUUGUCGAAUGUCACGCCCAGUUACUCGAGCCAGUCCUCCCCAGUAUUUUCAGAUCAGCUCUCACACAUGACUGAAAGUUUGCCAGUGGCGACAUCGGCACAAGCCCCUGUUAACCCUCAGUUCCCCCCUCAGAUGUUUGACGUACCGCCCAUCACGGAUGCGGCUUGCAGUAUGGGACACUUUAAUAGUGGUAUGGACCCCGUCAUGGCCGCCUCCCUAGGGAGCUCAAUGUCCGGGGCCACCACCCAUAUGAGCCCCUCCUACCACAUGUCACACCCACAGCAACCAGGGCAACACCACCCCCACCCUGGGCAGCAGCAACCGCACCACCCUCACCACCCCCAGCAAGCGCACCACCCUCAGGACAGCAGUAAUUUCUUCCAUCAUGGUCAUACAGAGAUGGGUCCGCCCCACCCACCAGGUCCGCAGCACCUAUCUACCAUCAAUCACUCACAGCUUGGGCUUGGCUUGCACCAUGGAGGACUGCCCCCUAUGUCACAGCAACACCAUGCACAACUCAUGGCAGGACAGACUGCCUCUCCCCCUCACAUGGUAGCUGGUAGGGCGGGGCACCUAGAGAGUAGUGAGGACAGCGAUGACAACACUCCUCUUGCACAGUUUGCUGCUCAGGCCAAGCGGCCAGAGGUCGUCAAAGAAACGAAAAAGAAGCCCCCCAAGCGCAAGCGUAAGAAGGACCCUAAUGAACCCCAGAAGCCAGUCUCUGCCUAUGCUCUGUUCUUUAGGGAUACACAGGCGGCCAUCAAGGGUCAGAAUCCCAACGCUAGCUUCGGAGAGGUCUCUAAGAUCGUUGCAUCAAUGUGGGACAGCUUGGAUGCUGAACAGAAGGCCGCUUACAAGCAGAGGACGGAAACAGCCAAGAAGGAAUACUUGAAGAAGCUUGCAGCAUACAGAGCAAGUUUAGUUUCAAAGGCCGCUGUAGACCAGAUGGACCCUGAGGAUCAGUCUCCCAGUAAGCAGCAGAGACUGUCUGGUCCAGUCUCGGUCUCUCCCCCUCAUGGUGCUAACGUGGCCGGUGCCGUCGGCCAGCUUCAUCCCUCUGUUGCACCCAGGGUUAUUGCACCCAAGCCACCGUCAUCGUCCAAUGCACCGGUGGGCGGUGGCACCAUGACGACCGCAGCAAGCCCGUACGGCCAGCCGGCAGCCAUGGUACAACCAAUGCAGAACGUACAAAGAGUCGUCAAACCAAUGUCGCCAACGAAGGCGGUAAGCGAGCCACAGCCAGUGCUGUGUACUCGCAGCGGGUGUAACCGGCCUCCUAUAGAAAGCCCCGAUUGGGAUAAUGAAUAUUGCAGCUCGCAGUGUGUCGUAGAACACUGCAGGGACGUUUUCACUGGGUGGGUGGUGACGAACAAUGUAAGCUCCGGAAUGGUGCCUCAUUCGGUCAAAUAGGAUGCCCGGACCCCCUGCGUGCAUCAUACGGUUGGUACCAUGGACAGCACCCCCCUGGAAGACAAAUGGACAUGCCCUAUGCUCACAUGUAAAUGUAUUUAUGAGCUUGGUCGAAACACUUAGUAAAUAGGGGUGGAGAGCACUGGUAAAGAAACAAAUUGUUAUCAAAUCUGGAAGGAAAUUAAAGUACUAAAGGAAACCCAAAUCAGGAGGGAAAAUGGAAAGCUAUGAUAGAGAGGUAGUUAGAAGAAAGGUUUUAUCAAAAUCAGUUACAAACUGACAUAGUGGAUGGAUAUAAAAAAGUCUCAAUUUAUUUUUUACGUGGAACUAAAAUUGUCAACAUUGAUUUAGAGUAGCAGACUGCUGUUUAAAAAAUCUCUGCUACGAUUCUGAUAUUUUCUCUCUUUACCUUUCAUUUUAUGUCUAUCUGUAAGUUGCAGCUUGUAUCUUUGUAAAUUCUAAAUUUAUGAGAUAGCUAAGUUGAACUUAAGAGAUAAUGCUAAAAAAAUGACAAUGAAGUACAAAAACAAAUCACAUGUAAAGUUGUCUGCAAAAGCCUGCCCUUCUCAAACAUUGCCAAUUUGAGAAUCACCAGUGAAGGUACUGAUAAUUUAAGAUUUUUUCUUUACUUGUAUAACUCUCAUUUUUUCACCAAUUUUGAUAGAAUUUUUUCCAAUUUGUUUCUCUAUAUCCUAUAUUUUCAUUAAUAGUGAUGUUCUCUAGCAGUGUGAGUUCCUUAUAAAACCGAACCGAUAAUUGUUUUGAUAAAUACCGAGUAGUGGUGUGUCCACCUGAUCUACAAUGUGGUUACGAAUUCCCUUGUCUAUAUACAAAAUCAUAUUAUGCCUACUUACUGUUAAAUCGUAAUUUGAUAUUGUGAGUGGUAUUCAAAUUGUCUGUGAUGUAACUUUGAUAUUAUUAUAAUUUAUUAUACCUUUGCAAAGAAUUAUUGGAAAUAGCUAUGAAACAUUUUAAAUGUAUGGAGGAAUACUCAUAUUGAGUGAAGUCCAUGUGUUUACGAAUAAGUGUUAUUGACAGUUCACAGGCAUAGUGGUAAAAAGUUUAAAAUUUGAAAUAAUUGUAUUGAACUGAAUGUGUACAAUAAUGAUAUAGGAAACUAGAACAUUUUUAGACUAAGUGAAAUAUCUUACAAAGCAAAGUAAAUUUAGAGAGAAUUCCAGCUUUGUUGCCCAGCAAAUAUCUUGAUGUAGGUGAAUCCAAUAUUAAACAGAAAAUUGUUGUGAUUUCACUAUUGAGUCAGAUUUCAGUUUGACUCACAUUACCAAUUCCUCGCAAAUGCCUAAAUUUCAUACUGCAAGCAAGAAAAGUGGUCCCUUAAUUGACACCAUGUUUAUUAUACUUAGUGGUAUUAUAAUAAUGAUAAUAAUAAUGAUAAUAAUAAUAUUUUCAUAGUGCAAAAACAAUGUGCAUAUAUACUUCUGCACUGUAAGGACUCCUAAGACUAUUGGAAAAAAUAUGAAAAGAAACAAGUACAUAACUAAAAAUAUAGGUCUUUAGCCUAAUUUUGAUUGUUUCUCAUGAAUGUUUCUACUGAUGGGGUUAUGGCAUAGUGGUUGGUACUCCAUAGUCAUGAACUGUUGAUGCCAGGUUCAAAUCUCUUGUUAGUAGUCACAAAGUGGUUUGUGUUCUCAAAUAACAAUGAUAUUCUGGCUUGAAGCCCUAUCUCUUCUUUAAAGACAGGGCAUGUUGUGUAAAUAUAUUUGCUCCUAUUAAACAUGGGUGUAGCUAUCAUGUACCUUGAGCCAUUAAUUGUUUGAUUAUUGAAUGAUUGUUCUUAAGACUUCUUAAUCAUUCUUGAUACAUUCCAGAAACAUUGCAUUGUCAUGUUGAUAUAUUUCUGUCAUUUAUUUUGCUGACAAAUGUUUUUUUUCUUUGCUGGUUGAAAUAAAACAGUUAUUGCUUUUAUCAUGUUCUGUAAUGUAUGUUUAUCUAAGCUGCAUCAUCAUGUUUUCUAUUUGAGAAGAAGAAUUGGAAAGUAACAGUUUUUUUUAAUUAUUAUUAAGGCUCAAUAUAUUUGUUGUGGUAUGCCAUAGUUAUUAAUUUCUGAAUUGUAAGUAAAAUGAUUCUUUUUGCCAUCUUUUACAAUGUAGAGAAAAGAUUAUUUUAAUAUAUUGUUAUGUUGUACAUUAGGGCCUCUUGCCCUCAAUCCCCUUCCCUUCUUAUCUCUGCCACUAUUUCUCACUUGCUCCCCUCAUUUCAUUACCCUGCUCUCUAUUCAUUUAUUCUCCCACACCCUCUCUCAAAUUCCUUCCAUCAUCCAUCUUUGUCUGUCUCUCUCUCUCUACCUCUUUUUCUCACAUCCUCCAUCUCUCCUUUUUCUGAGAAUCUUAUUUCAUGGAAUGACAAUCAUCCACAUAAAAAAAUAGUAUAAAUGCCUAGCAUGUGUGAUUACAUAAGAAAUGUGUAUAUUAAGUAUUGAAGAAUGUCUCUUCUUAGAGAGUAAUGAUUAUUUGCGAAACUCUCCCAAUACAGUGGUGCAGGUAUUGUAAAGAUAACCUGCCCUUAUAUUACAAUGUUUAUACAAUUGUUGUUCUCUUUUCAAGAAGGGAAACCAGAGGGGGGGGGGGGGAGUACUUGCGAUGUAAAUUAGUGUGACCCUCAAACCAGUGCCUAAGUAUUGCAUCAGUGUUCUCCACCCUAAACAUGUCUGUAAAUAACCAUGACAAAAAAAAAGAUUAAUAAGGAUUGUAAUUUUAUUUGUAAUGUAAGAUGUGCAAACUUAUACAGCUUUUUCUCUUCGAAGUCUUGUAGUUAUAAAAUUUCAUCAUGAGCUCUUAUUUUUCUCCUUCUGUUCUUGCAAUUCUCCUGUAUCUAUUUAUGAAUUUAUGACUGAGUAGGAGCCAGGUUUGGAUCAGGUGCGGGAGGCGAUCCAACGACGGUCUUCGUACUCAUGUACAGUUGGACUUGAAGAAUUAUAUGUAUUUUGUAUUAAAACUCAAUGCCUAAUUAAGUACAAGGAGAAACAUGUCUGAAUUGAUUGAUUGAAGAAAAAAAAAAGUUGGAACUUAAUAGAAGUGCACUUGUCUAUUACUAGCAGGUUAAUAAAGUAAAAAGGUGGAAUGUAA
Lytechinus pictus (painted urchin) is the source of this 4955-nucleotide messenger RNA. Its product is annotated as thymocyte selection-associated high mobility group box protein TOX-like. Bases 103 to 1869 code for a protein of 588 amino acids. The record is from RefSeq and is a predicted model, not a curated record. Lineage: Eukaryota; Metazoa; Echinodermata; Echinoidea; Temnopleuroida; Toxopneustidae. Gene Ontology annotation, cellular component: nucleus. Gene Ontology annotation, molecular function: chromatin DNA binding. Gene Ontology annotation, biological process: regulation of transcription by RNA polymerase II. The transcript has 7 exons.